CCAAUUUUUGUUGCGUAAAGUUGACGAAGUGUGUCCACAGUGCAAGUGCAAGUCCCCGAUUGCGAGUGCUGUUCCGGGAUCACAAACGAGCAUCCUUCUUCGGCCUCACGAUUGACGCCUUCUACCGCUUCCUGCGCCAGGCGCUGCCGCUGGCCAGGGAGGCCGCGAUCCACCUGAAUGGCAGCAACGAGAUCUCCGCAGUCGGCGCCGGGGUCACCAUCACUGGGACACCCGGCGAUCUACUCAACUACAGCGGGCUGGAAUUGGAUCUCGGAUUGGAUCUGAAUCUGGACAUGGACCUAGCCACCACUCCCAGCAGCAGCACCUUGGCGCCGGCCGUAACCGGCAGGACAGAGGGAAACAGGAGCGUGGUGCGGGUCAGUGCCGAUGUGCCCAUCUGGGUGGUGCCCUGCUAUUCGGCCAUCCUGCUGUGCGCCGUGGUCGGGAACCUGCUGGUGGUGCUAACGCUCGUCCAGAAUCGUCGCAUGCGCACCAUCACCAACGUUUUCCUGCUCAACCUGGCCAUCUCGGACAUCCUGCUCGGCGUAUUCUGCAUGCCGGUGACCCUGGUCGGCACUCUGCUGAGGCACUUCAUCUUCGGCGAGCUGCUCUGCAAGCUCAUCCAGUUUGCUCAGGCCGCCUCCGUGGCCGUUUCCUCCUGGACACUGGUGGCCAUCUCCUGCGAGCGCUACUACGCCAUCUGCCAUCCGCUGAGGUCGCGCACCUGGCAGACGAUCAACCACGCCAACAAGAUCAUCGCCAUCAUCUGGCUGGGGAGUCUGGUGUGCAUGACGCCCAUCGCCGCCUUUAGCCAGCUGAUGCCGACCAGUCGACCAGGACUUCGCAAGUGCCGCGAGCAGUGGCCUGCGGACAGCCUCAACUACGAGCGGGCCUACAACCUGUUCCUGGACUUGGCCCUGCUGGUCCUCCCGCUGCUGGCUCUGAGCUUCACCUAUCUGUUCAUCACCCGCACCCUGUACGUAAGCAUGCGCAACGAGCGAGCCAUGAACUUUGGCAGCAGUGGGCCGGAGGUCACCUCCUCCUCCGCCGCUGUCGCAGGAGCCGGCAGCCAGAGACGCGCCAACGGAAGCCACUGUCAGUCCCUCGACACGAUUGUGCCACACCAGCACAAUCCCCACCAGCAGCACCACCACCAUUCCCAGUACUACUAUGAUUACGGCCACUGUGGCAGCAAACGUCGAUUGAUCGGCGGAGGAGGUCCCUGCGAAGGAAGGAGGCAUCUGUACUGCAUGCGGAGCGCAUCCGUGAAGUCCCUGCGCCAUCAGCAGAUCAACGGAGGAGGAGGAACCCUAAGCGGAACGGGAGCUGGAAAUGGUGAGUGCUGCAGCCGGGUGCACAGAAUGCGCCACCAGAUGCAGCUUCAGCAGCAGGGAUACGUGAGCGACAAUGAGUCCCGGCGCAAGUCCUUGUCGCAGCCCAGUCUGCGGAUCACGGAGGCGGGACUGCGGAGAUCCAAUGAAACCAAGAGUCUGGAGAGCAAGAAGCGUGUGGUCAAGAUGCUGUUCGUCCUGGUCCUGGAGUUCUUCAUCUGCUGGACCCCGCUGUACGUGAUCAACACAAUGACCAUGCUGCUGGGGCCGACGGUGUACGAGUACGUAGGCUACACCUCCAUCAGUUUCCUCCAGCUGCUGGCCUACUCCUCCAGCUGCUGCAAUCCGAUCACCUACUGCUUCAUGAACGCCAGCUUCCGGCGCGCCUUCGUGGACACCUUCAAGGGGAUGCGGGUGUGCGAGCGGCUGUGCGCUCCCUGCUGCUUCUGGCGGCGACGCUCCAAGAACGAGACGAACCUGUCGGUGGCCGGCAACUCGAUUGCGCUGGCCAACUCGGUCAUGUCCAGCCACACGAUCCUGGAGAGUCCGCGACUCUGAGCCAGCCGCCUCCGACGGCAGAUGGCCGAGUCGGAGUCACUUUAGGUUACCAAUGGGUACGGAUCGGGAGCGCCAAUAUGUGAUGAUGCAAUGUAACUGCAAUAGAAACUGUGGUUGUAAACGACA
Molecule: messenger RNA, 2015 nt
Organism: Drosophila sechellia
Lineage: Eukaryota; Metazoa; Arthropoda; Insecta; Diptera; Drosophilidae
Gene: CCKLR-17D1
Product: Cholecystokinin-like receptor at 17D1
Exons: 5
Coding region: 294-1889 (531 amino acids)
Biological process (GO): neuropeptide signaling pathway
Cellular component (GO): plasma membrane
Molecular function (GO): neuropeptide receptor activity; gastrin receptor activity
Source: RefSeq, a predicted model, not a curated record